Molecule: messenger RNA, 1347 nt
Organism: Vicia faba (fava bean)
Lineage: Eukaryota; Viridiplantae; Streptophyta; Magnoliopsida; Fabales; Fabaceae
Source: the annotation of a GenBank genome assembly
AUGGGCAAAGAAAAGGUUCAUAUCAACAUUGUGGUCAUUGGCCAUGUCGAUUCUGGAAAAUCAACUACCACUGGUCACUUAAUUUACAAGCUUGGAGGUAUUGACAAGCGUGUCAUUGAGAGGUUUGAGAAAGAAGCUGCUGAGAUGAACAAGCGUUCAUUCAAGUAUGCCUGGGUUCUUGACAAGCUCAAGGCUGAGCGUGAAAGAGGUAUCACAAUUGAUAUUGCUCUGUGGAAGUUUGAGACGACUAAGUACUACUGUACUGUCAUUGAUGCCCCUGGACAUAGGGAUUUCAUUAAGAACAUGAUUACUGGUACUUCCCAAGCGGAUUGUGCCGUUCUUAUCAUUGAUUCCACUACUGGUGGUUUUGAGGCUGGUAUUUCGAAGGAUGGACAGACCCGUGAACAUGCUCUCCUUGCUUUCACUCUUGGUGUCAAGCAAAUGAUCUGCUGCUGUAACAAGAUGGAUGCCACUACUCCCAAGUACUCGAAGGCUAGGUAUGAUGAAAUUGUGAAGGAGGUUUCAUCAUAUUUGAAGAAGGUUGGCUAUAACCCAGACAAAGUUCCAUUUGUUCCCAUCUCUGGUUUUGAGGGAGAUAACAUGAUUGAGCGCUCUACCAAUCUUGACUGGUACAAGGGUCCAACCCUUCUUGAGGCCCUUGACAAUAUCAACGAGCCUAAGAGGCCAUCAGACAAGCCACUUAGGUUACCACUUCAGGAUGUCUACAAGAUUGGAGGAAUUGGGACUGUGCCUGUGGGACGUGUUGAGACUGGUGUCAUUAAACCUGGAAUGGUGGUGACUUUUGCUCCUACUGGACUGGCAACUGAAGUCAAGUCUGUGGAGAUGCACCAUGAAGCACUCACUGAGGCCCUUCCUGGUGACAAUGUUGGGUUUAAUGUCAAGAAUGUUGCUGUUAAGGAUCUUAAGCGUGGUUAUGUUGCCUCAAACUCCAAGGAUGACCCAGCCAAGGAGUCUGCUAACUUUACAUCUCAAGUGAUCAUCAUGAAUCACCCUGGUCAGAUUGGGAAUGGAUAUGCCCCUGUUCUUGAUUGCCAUACCUCCCACAUUGCUGUUAAGUUUGCCGAGCUUCUUACCAAGAUUGACAGGCGUUCAGGUAAAGAGAUUGAAAAGGAGCCCAAAUUCCUGAAGAAUGGAGAUGCUGGUAUCAUUAAGAUGAUUCCCACCAAGCCCAUGGUUGUUGAGACAUUCUCCGAAUAUCCUCCACUUGGCCGUUUUGCGGUCAGAGACAUGCGUCAAACUGUGGCUGUUGGAGUCAUCAAGGCUGUGGAGAAGAAGGAACCCAGUGGAGGAGUUAAGCCCACCAAGUCAGCUUUGAAGAAGAAGUGA